Messenger RNA from Paramuricea clavata, 6192 nucleotides. NCBI's taxonomy places the organism in Eukaryota, Metazoa, Cnidaria, Anthozoa, Malacalcyonacea, Plexauridae. The record is from the annotation of a GenBank genome assembly.
UUUUUUUUAUCCAGGAAGCAGUGUGGUUUUUGUCCAACAUUACUGCUGGUAAUCGAGUUCAAGUACAGGUAAACAAAAAUUGGCUUCUAAUAUUAUAUCGGAUAUAUUUAUUAACCCACCAGGAGUAAUGCAACUAUAUGAAAUUUGUAUUCCCGUUACAGGAAGUUAUUGAUGCAAACCUUAUUCCUCUUAUAAUUGAUGCUUUGGAAACGGUAUGGAAACACAUUAACUCAAUACAGUUACUAUUUUAUUACCUGAAUCGUUCAGUAUAUAUAGAAAUCGUCUACGGUUGUUUUUUGGUGGAUAGUUGCAAAUUGCAAUGUCAUAAGCAACAUGGUAGACCGUAUACAUGUUGUGGACUUACCAAAAAAUAUACAUGACGGCAAUAUAUACUUUGGACCUCAAUAGAUCGAAUGUAUCGAUCUAUUUAGCGUCAUACUAGGUAAUUAUUAACCAUGCAUAUAUGUUCUUGGGCUCUUGGCCCUUGAUGUUUACAACUAUGGACGAGACUUUGUAUCGUAAAGGCUCGUUUACACUUGCAAUUUUUGCUGCGAUUUGAGGUGCGAUUUUCUCCUUCUGAUGGAUGUGAACGAGUGGAUAAGUUAUGAAUGUUCAGAUGAGGGUACAUAUACUCCGAACAUUCGUAACUCAUCUACUCGUUCACAUCCAUCAGAAGGAGAAAAUCGCACUAGAAAUCGCGGUAAAAAUUGCAAGUGUAAACGGGCCUUAAGGAGAACAGAUUCUGUUUAAAGUAUAUAAAUACCGUAAUAUCAUAUCCAUGCUAUGUGUUUUUGUCCAGGGUGAAUUUCAAACACAGAAAGAAGCUGCCUGGGCAGUAAGCAAUCUAACCAUCAGUGGUAGUCCUCAACAGGUAAACAUAUACUGUGUAGUAGACAGCGUCAGCAUAAUGCCGAGGAUUUAUAUAGUUAACAACUGCUGUAUAUAUAGCAACUUGGUAUUUCAUACUUCAGUGUGUCUGUCAUGUUUUAAUUUGUGUCUUCAUCAUCUUUGUUUAACUAGGUUUCAGUUCUGAUUCAAGCAAAUGCAAUACCUUCAUUCUGCAAACUACUAGAUGUCAAGGAUCCACAGGUAUGUUAUCUUAAUUCCUGGUUUUGUCAUUUUGUAUUUCCUUAAAUUCUAGUUUCUGCGCUUAAGGAUUUACGGUAUAUGCGUGUUUUGUGCAAAACCUUAACGUUUUUAACCAUUGCUUGCAAUAUUGUCAGUACUCAGCACGCUAACGCACUGAGCAUAGGCAUGCAAUGAAUUGUGAAAUAGUUUGUUCUCCAUUGAACUUAUAUAUAUAGUUGUUAUUUUGUGGUUUGAAUUGUAAAAUUAUUCAGCAAACUGAAUAGCUGAAACAAUAUAUAUGAAACAGUAAAUUAUACUUGGGAUAAUAAUCAUGAUAAUUCACAUGCAUGGGUCAUUUUUAAACUGCUGUACUUUAACUAUCCGGAUGAAUUGCACACUCCUGUCGUAUUGUGUUGAAGAUCUGAUGAUUGACCAUGUUUAUCUCUUCAGGUCGUUCAAGUUGUGUUGGAUGGUCUCCAUAAUAUGUUAAAGGUGGGAUGAUUCUGCAAUCUGAUUUCCGUAUUUUCACUUAUUCCGUGCAUCUAUUGUGCAUGUAUAUUCUCUUGCAAAAAGUCAGAUAAUUUCAAUAGCGUAGAAUUGCGGUGUAGAUGCAUGUAAAUGUAAAUUGCAAAUUAUUGCAAACACGAGUCACUCCAGCUAUACGUCACAAGGCCCAAUCUCUUGAGAAAUUAUUUCGCUGGAACAAAUGCGAAAAAGUGCUCUAUUUUGCAGUUUCAAGCCUUAUAAAAAAUACGGGAAACAAUACAUGCAAAAUGGACAUACGUGUAUUCCUGUAAAGGCUCUACUUUACGUCGAUAAAAUAAAAAAUGGGUGAUGGCAGUUUAAUAACUUCUCCCCUUUACUUCAUGUAGAUUACUUUUUCUAGUAUGCCGAGAGAAAUGGUUAAGUGAAUUUACACAUUUGUUAGCGAUAUUUUGUCAAUAAAAUCUGAAAACUUACAUGCGAUAUUUGUCAAUAAAAUCUGAAAUGUCUGGGUUUCAGUCGCGUGAUACGUUUAGCGCUUGGUGCAUGGUCAACUCCAGAUGGAAACACAUCAGAUCGAGUUAAAUAUUCAUUAUAAGUAUUGAUCUUGUGUUUGGUAUCAAAUAUAUGCAAUGGACCAUUUGCAUUAUAGACUAAAUUUUGAUCUAGACAAGUCUAGACAAAAAUUUCAUCACAGCUCGAAAGAGCAUCACAAAAUAGUAAUAUUCCAAAGUUUCGUUGCGAAAUGUUGUAAAAUGCGGAUAAUAUAGCCUUGCGAAGUUUGCCAUUUUUCAGUCAUUUUGUAUUACAAACGGGAAAUUGACAGCCCAAUCGGGUGUUGGUGCAUCAAUUUCCCGUUUGUAAUAUGUACAAAAUAACUGAAAAUUGCAAACUUCGCAAGGUUAUAUAUAUUAUCCGCAUUUUACAACAUUUCGCAACGAAACUUUGGAAUAUUACUAAUUUUGUGAUGCUCUUUCAAGCUGUGAUGAAAUUUUUGUCUAGACCAAAAUUUAGUCUAUAAUGCAAAUGGUCCAUUCAACGAAAUGUACUUGCUUCCACAAGGCAUAAAGCGGCAAUAUGUGUAAAGUUGACCACCAAGCGGUUUCCCUAUGUAUAAGUCUUGAGUGAAACCCACCCAUAGGUAGCAGUGGCGGGCGAAAUAUUUGGGGGCAAACAUAGUACUAUUAUUAAUAAGAGUUCUUUAAACAUUUUUGUCUUAAAUUUCAUGUCAUAUAUAGCUAAUUUACAGCCUAGCAAUACUUUCAUGGCUGAAAAAUUAUUGUUACAGUUUUGCUACCCAGUUAUUUAGCCAUCGUUCAAAGGCUUUCAAAAAUUAUUGCCCCUGAUUUAACUCACAACAAUGUUGUUCCUUGCAGAUGGCUGGGGACGACAGUGAUGAGAUAGCGAGAAUGAUAGAAGAAGCUGGAGGUUGGUGUAAAGUUUAUUACGUGAAAAAUAUCAUGUUUAUCAUGUUUGAUUGUCAAUAGCCGUCGAUGCCAAGGUUUUGAUGGUAUUGUGUUAGAUAAUGGAGAGGUUUGGAUUUGACUACCGCUACCGCCACCAUUAAGGGACCAUUAAACAAUCAGAUGCGUUUGAUUUAUCCGAAUCAGCCAAUCAGAUGCCUAUAUAGUAAGCCAGUGAGAGGUGGUGAAAGUCAAAUCUGAACCUCUCUAUUACAGUACUUUACAGAAGUUUUAGGUCACCUCAAAAUCAUGGCCACAGAAGUUAGGGGGAGCCAUGGAGCUCCAUGUAUUUUAAAAGAACUCGGUAGUUACAGGCCAAUCAUGUGAAGGCAGUGGAGCUACCUUCAUGUGGAGCUACAGUAUCUUUCUAGGCCUGGAGUUGGAUAACAACUCCAAAAAUCAGAUAGAACCAGUUAUCUAAGUCUCGAGUUACAAUAAUGGCUGCGUCAAGCAUAGACCAUUGGCGUAGACUAAUCAUCAUUCAUCAAUCUCCAGGCAUGCUCAAAAUAGUUUCUGCGCAUUUUUCAACUUUUUAAUUGCCUUCAACGCAAUAGAAAUGUCGAUGUACUGGUAUCAUCCAUUUACCAAAUUGGCUGUUCAAUUACUUUGUAAAGAAUGCCCAAUGGAGUUUAGGUCAUGGCUUUGUAGUCGCAUUUCCUCUCAAACCAAGUGAAUGUGUUACUCGCUCUGCAUGACGUGGGGAGCUUCGUCUUUGGCGAGUAUUUGUCUCUAUCUGUAGUAAACGGCUUUAAUGUCAAGAAACGCAUAUUGUGUAUUUGAAACACAGCCAGAACAUAUAUUUUGAGUGAAAUGCGCAAAAAUAUUUCGGAAGUAAAGAGGAAAAUAACGUUCACAUAUCAAGAAAAACAUGGAAACAAAGUUGAAAUUCUCAUAAAAUUAUUCCCAGUGUUGGCAACAACAAAGCCUUAAAAAACUACUCUGUUAAACAUACAGUGUUUUCUUGCUAUCAAAUGCAAAAAAAAAAACAUAAGACGAAACGUAUGCUUUAGAAGACGAUACAUUUUUUAAGCGGAAUUCGUUGGUAUUUAAGCCUUCGAGGGUGACUUAAAACCUCUGCACAGUACUGUAAAUACCAAAGAAUCACGUAUGGGGAAUAUUUGUCAGUGGUAAGUCACCAUUUUCAGUGUGUCCAGUCACAAUAGGGCCAUUUAUAGGGAACAAAAUAAGACGCGACUUAGGUAAGACGCGAGUUUGUCGUAUAAAAGGUACAAAAUUCUUAUGUAAGACGCGUCUUGGAUAAGACGCGUCUUACAUAAGAACAGGUCUUUUAGCUGUUCUUAUUUAAGUCGCGUCUUAAAUAAGAAAUUUUGAACAAAAAGUCUAACUACACAUGCCAGAAACUUGAAACAACGUAAAAUUUAAUGCCUUGCAUAUUAAAACAAAAACAACCAAAACAACAUUAUAGCUAUAGCAAAUAAAUAAGACCAAAGCCGUAGAGAACCAUUUAUGCGAUAACUCCACUUAUUUAAGUCGCGUCUUAUGUAAGUCGCGACUUAUUUUGUCACGUAUAAAUGGCCCUAUUGUAUUUCCUCUGCAGUACCGAAGCCGGCCUGUUUGCGACUGUCAACUAGUGCACUGAAAUUACAGAACGUAAAGUAUUAAUUGCUCUUUUUCUUCAGGUUUGGACAGAAUAGAAAAACUACAACAGCAUGAAAAUGAAGAAAUAUAUAAACUCACGUAUAAAAUUAUUGAUAGAUUCUUCUCUAACGAGGUAGGUGAAACUACAACAGCAUCAUGCAUGAACCUACAAUUAAAACUUAUUUAUUCAGGCAACUUUGUGUUUUUCCAAAUGUUUUGUUUGCAAUAGUGUUUUGAGGUAAGAGCGGGACGAAACUAGGCAGUAUGUUUGCACAUUGGAAUCAGCAUUCAACAAUCAUUAUUGCUAAUCCUGUUUACAGUUCGUGUUAUUAAAAUCAACCCCAAUAGAGCGUUUACGCAUGACGUCACAGCCGCCAUGUCGGUGUUCCAAUUCAAAAGAAUUUUAAUUAGACUCUUUUGUCUGGAACAUCAACAUGGCCGCCAUGGCUUUUGUUGAGUUGGUCCCUGGGAAAUGAGAAAUGAGUGCAAACGCUCUAUAAUAGUUUGUGUUUACAUUUAUUUCGCCCCGAAUUUCUUCUGGCCUUUAUACCGGGAAGACGUCAAGCGUUCUGAGCAUUUUUUUAACGCGAUCUCGGCAAGUAGAACAAUACUAUGACCAAAACAAAAGCUUCUCCCUUAGAUUUCAUCCUGCCGUCUCAUGUGAACGGGGCCUAUCAAAGUUUGUUCAAUGCCCAAACUACCCUGACAAUUUUGAAAUCUACAGCCACUGAAGUGUAAUUUCCUGCAUUUUGUAUUCUAUGUGAAGAUUCAUGAUUGACUUAUCCUUGUCUCCCUUUAGCAAAACAGGUCACCUUAUACUUCUCAUAAUUCUUGUCAUGCAUGAUUGCCUCGAUAUUUUUCCUCGAGUUAAACGAAUUGGGAACUUGAUCAUGGAAAGAACUAGGACGGGGGGGGGGGGUGAUGUCUCCCCUAUACCCUGUGUCUAAUCGCUGUAUGUUUUGUGUUUUGCACAGGGUGAUAACGACGAACAAGAAUUCGCACCACAGGAAGUUGAUGGAGGAUUGCAAUUUAACGCGCGCGAUAACAUCCCUGAAGAAGGCUUCAAAUUUUAGAGUGCUCCAAAAUAUGCGAAAUAAAAUUGGGAACAUCAUAUGGGGUCGUUGCCGAGAUAGAUCAAGACUAACGUCUGCCCGCACUCCCCGUCGCGACAGCUUGCCCGCAACCCCCCGUCGCUGCAGCAUCCACACGAUGAGAUGAAAUUAUCCGCCUCGUUUCUGGGUGCUUGUAAAGAAACGGAAAAAUCAUGGACAAAAGACUAAGGUUUGAUGAUUUUUCCGUAAGACGUUGCCACGCCCUGCUAUGGUGGUUCUUGAUCUGCGCGGAUGUUAUAAAUGGAAACAUAUAAACUGAACAUUGACUCGUCUUAACAAUGGCUUUAUUUUAAUUUGCCUGGUAUUGUAUAUAGGUUUUUCACUGAAAUUGUAUAUUUUAAAACAGUGCAUUUAAAUGUAAAGAUAGCCAGUGUUCGCAAUACUUGGCUUAUAGCAUCAGUUCAGUUAACACUGAACGUGGUAAAUAGGAUAAUGACAAGCGUUUAACUUUUGUUUUUGUUGUGACU